Molecule: messenger RNA, 1368 nt
Organism: Candida tropicalis MYA-3404
Lineage: Eukaryota; Fungi; Ascomycota; Pichiomycetes; Serinales; Debaryomycetaceae
Exons: 1
Coding region: 1-1368 (455 amino acids)
Biological process (GO): regulation of gene expression
Cellular component (GO): cytoplasm; Rpd3L-Expanded complex; nucleus
Molecular function (GO): histone binding
Source: RefSeq, a predicted model, not a curated record
AUGAGUCCUACUCAAGAACAGAAUAACGAUAUUGAAAUUUCAGACUCGAAAUGUACUGAUAAUCCAGAACAACAGACUAUGUCAGAGGAUACAGAGAUGAACCAGGUGACAGAGGCAGAGGAACCAAAAGAAGAAACUGAUGCCUCCCUUAUUGAUGAACAAACGGAAAGAAAUUAUCGUGUUUGGAAGAAGAACACUCCUCUUUUAUAUGAUUAUUUGAUGACAAACACAUUGCUUUGGCCCUCAUUGACAGUUCAGUUUUUCCCUGACAUUACCCAUGUCCAAGGUGGAGGGAAUAACAAUGCUAAUAAUAAGGAAGAAAAUGAAACAAUAGCUCAAAGAGUGCUUCUUGGAACAUUCACAUUAGGACAAGCAAUUGAUCAUGUUAGCAUUUUACAACUUACGAGUUUCAAAGAUCUUAACAAGAGCAUAAAGAUCAGCAAACUAGAUUACAAUCCUGAUAAGGAAGAAUUAGAAUUAUCCACAUCUUCUAUUAACAAGACCAAAAUCUUACAGAAAAUAAACCAUAUCGGAGACGUCAAUAGAGCCAGAUAUAUGCCUCAAAAACCAAACAUAAUUGCUAGUGCAAACAAUUUAGGGGACUUGGUCAUAUACGAAAGAACUAGACAUAAAAGUUUUAGGAAUACAAUGCUAGAUGAUACAGAAAUGAGUCAAGUACAAGUGAAAUUGUGCAACAAGUAUAUUCCAUCCUCCGCUGAUAUUUUUGCAAUUGAUUGGAAUCAAAACAAGGAAGGUCUAUUAUUAAGUGCUGAUAUGAAUGGGAUAAUCAACGAAUAUGAUUUAUCCAAAUAUGAAUCUCAAACAUUGCAUGAAACAAGAUAUUGGGAGAAUAAUGCCAUUGGAGUCAAUGAUAUAGAAUGGUUUCCUACACAUGACUCUUUAUUUGCAACUGCCGAUGAUGCUGGAAGUAUAAAGGUAUACGAUAUCCGAGCUGACAAUUCUAUUGUAUACAACAAGAACAUAGGUAACAACGUCAACAGUAUUGCGAUCAAUCCUGGGUAUGCUACUGGAUUGGCUUCUGGAGAUAGUCAAGGAACAAUUAAAACUUGGGAUCUUCGAAAUUUUGAUGCUCCAGUAGGUGAAAUCAGAAAUCAUACUGAUUCAAUAACGCAAUUGAAAUGGCAUCCUAAGUACCAUAAUGUUCUAGGUUCAUCGUCUACAGAUCAUCUGGUUAAGUUACACAACGUUGCUAACAACUCAACUAUAUUCUCACACUUGGGUCAUAUGUUGGGAGUAAAUGAUUUUGACUGGUCAUUUGCAGAUGAUUGGAUGGUUGCAAGUGUAUCCGAUGAUAAUUCGUUACAUAUUUGGAAGCCAACUCAUACUGUAACAAAUCAAUUUAAAUAG